Messenger RNA from Aspergillus affinis, 3111 nucleotides. RefSeq names its product Phosphoglucomutase. Bases 1 to 3111 code for a protein of 1036 amino acids. Gene Ontology annotation, biological process: carbohydrate metabolic process; 'de novo' NAD+ biosynthetic process from L-tryptophan. Lineage: Eukaryota; Fungi; Ascomycota; Eurotiomycetes; Eurotiales; Aspergillaceae. Gene Ontology annotation, molecular function: magnesium ion binding; intramolecular phosphotransferase activity; indoleamine 2,3-dioxygenase activity. Gene Ontology annotation, cellular component: cytoplasm. The transcript has 3 exons. The record is from RefSeq and is a predicted model, not a curated record.
AUGAAUCAUUCCGCUUACGCUCGCUCAGGUCACGAUAUUCUUAUCCACCCUGGCUUUCUUCCCCUUGAGCCACCACUCGAAGCUCUACCACAUGCUUAUUUUGAACCUUGGGAGACCAUUGCUACUAACAUACCAUCUCUUGUUUCUACACGAAAGAUCAGGAACGCUGUGAAACGUAUGCCCGUAUUAUUUACCCAGGAGCUAACUUCUGAGCUUGAAUGGCAAAGAGCGUACGUCCUGUUGGUAUUCAUGCUACAGGCAUAUUUAUGGGGCGAAUCAACACCCGAAGAGGUAAGUCAUUCCACCCUCAAUCUCGAUCCCACUGGUAGAUGUCGCUGCACAUUUGACCUUCCUCCAACAGCAACAUAUUCCGGGUUCUGCCUCUGGAACUAUAAGGUCCUUGACCCUGCGAAGUCAAAUGAGGAUCCUGAAAACUUAGCCACACUCUUGACCUUUACCGGAUCAGAAGAUGAGGAAUGGUUCUAUCUGAUUUCUAUAGCUAUUGAGGCACGCGGCGCAAGAAUGAUUUCUCAAUUGUUAAAAGCACUCUGGACAGCUGAACAUAAUGAUACAGAAGCAGUAACUGUUCAACUGCGAGACUUCACUGAAGACCUAAGUGGAGUUAUCACAGUGUUGUCCCGUAUUCGUGAGCGCUGUCGGCCCCACGUGUUCUACCAUCAUCUACGCCCAUUCCUCAAUGGAACCAAGAACAUGAGUCAGGAGGGAUUGCCCUGGGGGGUUAAAUUUGACGAUGGAACUGGCUGCCAAGAAUACCGACAAUACAGUGGUGGCAGCAACGCCCAGAGCUCGCUUAUCCAGCUGUUCGAUAUCGUUCUAGGAGUCGAGCACGAUCCUUCCGCUGGUAGAUUCAUGGAAGAUAUGCUUCAGUACAUGCCCGGGGAUCAUCGACUGUUCAUUGAAGAGAUGACCACUGUUGGGAAUAUCCGGGACCAUGUCACGCGGAAUGGUCAAGAUGACGAGCUUAAUCAGGCUUACGACCUCGCUCUUGAAACACUGCGUGAGCUCCGCGAUGUUCAUUUGCAUAUCGUUACCCAGUAUAUUGUUGCUCAAUCUUCCACGGCACUUGGUGAUAUGGACACAUCGGCUGUGAAUCGAAGAGCUGAUGUGGCAUCUUCGAGAGAGGAUCGGUUUGGUGGGAAUUCUAAAAGGGAUUCAUUGGGCGUCUUGCGGGGAACUGGUGGAACUCCCUUGAUUCAGUUUUUGAAAAAGAGCCUGGGUGCCUGGAGGGGGUUCUGCCUGAUCUCCAAGGCUGCGAGGUGGGGUGACCUGCCGGAUCAGGCAACCAGGCACCCGCCGGAAGCGGAACAACUGCGGCCGGCAGCGCCCCUUAUCAACACGUGGAUGCCGGAAUCCCCUCACGAUCAUCAGUCCAGAAUUGCCCGGCAGCCUGUCGAAAAAAUGUCUCUCAGCAACAGCCUCACUUACCAACCUCAGGUGCUCAAAUUCGGCACCAGUGGUCGUCGCGGUCAAGUGAUCGAUCUCACGCAGCUGGAGAUCUACAUCAAUGUCCUCGCCGAGAUCCGCUAUCUGCAAUCCCUCCCGCUGUCCGACGGUGGCAUCCAGAAGGGCGACGACUUUUAUUAUGCCCACGAUCUUCGCCCCAGCUCUACACACUACGUCGAGAACCACCGCGGUGGCCUCUCACAGGCGGUUGAACAGGCCUUGAAGGAUGGUGGCAUGCGAGCCAUCAAUCUGGGCGCAAUACCCACCCCCGCUCUCACCUACUACGCUCUGCAGCACGGCAAAGGCAGCAUCAUGGUCACCGGAAGCCAUAUCCCCUUCGAUCGCAACGGAUACAAACUGAACACUUCGAAAGGAGAGCUGUUGAAGGAGAAUGAGAAGCCGAUCAACCAGGCCGUCGAGCGCAUGCGUGAGGAAAUCAUGUCCCAGCCGUUCUCCGAAUCCCUCUUCGAUGCCGAUGGCAUGCUUCGCCAUGCGCCCUCCGACCUGGUACCUACCGUCCCCGACGGAAAGAACUCCUACGUCAAGCGCUACCAGGACUUUUUCAAGGGACAAUCGCUCAAGGGGAAGAAGAUCAUGGUUUACCAGCACUCCGCCGUCGGUCGCGAUCUCGUGGUCGAAAUUCUGGAACAAUUUGGCGCCCAAGUCACUCCGGCCGGCCGCAGUGACACCUUCGUACCCAUUGAUACCGAGGCCAUCGACCAGGCUCAGCUCAACACAAUCCAGGGCUUUUACCAGCAGACUGGUGACAGCUUCGAUGCCGUCGUGUCUACGGAUGGCGACAGUGACCGUCCGCUGCUUGUCGCGCCCAAGGGAGAGCAGCUUCGUUUCUUCGGCGGUGACUUGUUGGGCAUGAUCGUGGCGGAAUAUUUGGGUGCUGAUGCUGUGGUCGUCCCCAUCAGCAGCAACGAUGCCAUCGAUCGGGGUUCUCUCGCGUCGGCCACCGAGCCUCGCACCAAGAUCGGCAGCCCAUACGUGAUUGCUGGUAUGCAGACCGCCGUCGCCAAGGGAAAGAGUCGGGUUUGUGGAUGGGAAGCCAACGGUGGAUUCCUCACUGGUUCUCAUCUUGAACGCGACGGAAACCCGCUCCCGGCACUUCCCACGCGUGACGCCGUUUUGCCUCUACUCUGCGUCCUGUUCGCGGCCCAAAAUCGCCAGAUCACCGUGCCUCAGCUUUUUGGCACGCUCCCAGCUCGUUUCAGCAAGGCCGCUCUGAUUCGGAACUUCCCGCGACCCACGAGUCUGAAGAUCGUCCAGAAGUUUUCCCCACAAGACCCCGCCAUGCAAGAAGUUGCCUUCGAAGCUGAGAAGAUCAGCGCACAGGACGGCGGUCGAGCCCCUGUUGCCGUAACUGAAUCGCAGGCUCAGCAUUUGGACCAGGUGCGCCAAGAACUACAGACCGUGUUUUCCGCCCAGGCCGGAUUCUCGUCCAUCGCUCGCCUGAACUACACGGAUGGUGUGCGUAUCAUCUUCACCAGCGGUGAUGUGGCUCACGUCCGACCUUCCGGCAAUGCCGACGAGCUCCGGAUUUACGCCGUUGCCGACUCCCAGGCUCGCGCCGACGACAUCACCAUCCAGGGCGUUGCGGAGCCCAAUGGCCUUCUUCGCCAGUUAGAGCGCUUGGUUUAG